Messenger RNA from Spodoptera exigua (beet armyworm), 2832 nucleotides. NCBI's taxonomy places the organism in Eukaryota, Metazoa, Arthropoda, Insecta, Lepidoptera, Noctuidae. The record is from the annotation of a GenBank genome assembly.
CUUAGCGUUAACUUCCUGAAAAAACCAGUUUUGUAGUUCAAUAUAAUGAGUAUUUAGAUAGUAAUUUUAUGAAGGGAAGAUAGGUGACUAAUUAUCAAAAUGUGUGCCGCUCCCACCGUAAAAUUAGCAGCAGAUCAUCGUUCUUCGGAGCAAAAUAAGACAACCGAACAGGAGAGCUCUAGUCAACAACCACUAGAUACAGUAGAAGAAGUCAAUGAAAAUGUGCCAAGUGAAAUUUUUGAACGUCCGUUCGAGCAAGAAGAUUUUGUCGAAAUACCCGCAAAAAUAUUUGGAUUAAAGGAAGUUUCGGAACCAUUAACCAUACCUGGGCUAAAUAAUGCAAUAUAUGAAUUGGGCGUGGUUAAUAUGUGCUGGCCUGAGAUCGACGAACCUGUUUUUGAAAACCGUACAUGUUUUCCGCCAAGUUACUACACGAACAGUCCGAAAGAACGUUUGCUUUUGGCAUAUGCAGAGAAUUUUCGGCGCCAAUAUAAUUUUCAUUACAAAAUGCGAAAACCCAUUUUGUUACAAGUCCCAAAUGAAUGUGGUUUACAGAAAAUGGUGUGCACUUCUAUAAGACCGACAAAACUGAACUUUGAUGAAACGAAUAGUUGGCAGGGAAUUGCUUCGUUAGUUUCCGACUACUUUGACUACGAGCCCUUGACCAAGCCUACCUUGCACCCUGAGCGCCUUAUCUCUCCAUACACGGCGAUCAUCCGACGCAGUGCGAACCCCUUCGAACUAGCUCAUGUACUGGUCUCCUGGCUGGCUGGAGCUGGUUAUGAUGCCUACGUCGUCGUUGGAUGUGCCACCAGAGAUGUCUGUAUGGCCAUUAGAUACCGCACCAUCUGUCCAGAGAUACCUGAUGAGAAUGAGACUGUCGAGGAACCUCCACCGCCAGAAGAAGAGCCACGCUACAAGCUGGUGCCGCUUCCAGAUCUUACAUCCAAAUAUUGUAAGGAAAUGGACGUCAAAACGGCAAAUAAAAUACAAGCAGAAAAGGAUAAGAUUGAAAAUGAGAGGCAAAGGAAAAUUGCUGAAUUAGAGAAACCACCUCCAGAUGAGAUGGAUGGUUGGCGCACUCACGCAUGGGUGCUGGUGCUGCCUCCCUUCAUGGGGGUUGAGGAGCCAUUCUUCAUUGAGCCCAGCGAGGGUAACGGGUACCCGUUAAACGCUAAGCAGUAUCAACACAUCGAGAGCGUUUAUAAUCAUGAGAAUUAUUAUGUAAAUAUCCAGAAAGAGCCAGAAGAAGGACUCGGAGCCCUGAACUACGACCUCCGAGACCUAUCGUGUUGGGAACAUCUCCUCGCAGGAGAGCCCUUUUACAGGCGUGAGUUAGUUGGUAUCGACACCAGUGACAAGAGAACUGCAGUAGACACAGAAAAACACUUGGAUAUGCCGUUCAGCUGGGUUGAGAAGCUGGAUAUUUCUGGGGAUGAAUAUGAACAGCGUUAUCCAGGAAGUCAUAAAGUCAUCCACUACAAAAAGGUGUUGCUUGAGAAAUUCUCGCCAUAUUCUCAGAGAGACGGGAUCGUGAAACGCAUCAAGAUAUUCGAAGACUACGCCCUCACUAUUCCUCUGAUUACAUACGAAUGGUAUAAACAGAGAGAGGACAAAAUGGAAUUCGUGAGGUUGGAUCAUGUAGCGCGACAGGUCAAGGAAACAUUUCUUAUCGGCAGGAAAGAUCAUCUUUUGAAACAUUCUUACUCCAUGGACGCGCCACCGUGUUCAGUAGAGGGAGACCGCGUAAUGGAGUUCAACUACUAUCCCCGAAUUGACCACCUCUCCAAGCUAGUGUGCACUCCUCUAACAUUUGAAGAACAUUACAUCAAUCGAGACGACAGAUUGGAAUCUCGAAUAAUAGUUUACACAGAAGGUACUAAACUCGAACCAAAACGUAAAGUCAAGGACAUCACAGAGACGUACAGUCGAAACUACGACAUCCCAGCCAAAAAGGACAUUUGGAAGAAGAUCUUCCACAUUCAAGAUAAUACUAUAGAACUCCUGUACCAAUACGCCUACAACUUUGUCACGAACGACACAAGAAGUUUCAUAAAACCGAACUUGGCAGAAACUGGCGGAAAAAUCCUGUUCUAUCCGGACAAAACAUCUGGUUACAUUGCGGAUCCGAAUGCCGAUCCACCUCGCGCCCUAGACGUGUACUACGCCCUUUGUGAGAAUAUAGACUGGGAAUAUAACACUACGAAACACAUUAGAGAUCGGGAGACAGAUGUGAACAGCUACCUUCGAGAAAGACAUCGUGAACUGAAGGAACCAACGUUGUACGUCGCUCUGUUUGACACGGAGAGGAAUGAAGCUGCCAAGAAAGGUUGGACUGAGAAGGAACUGCAAAAAGCCGAAGUGACAGAGAGAGAAAAGGAAGCUGAGAUCGAUCCUCUCGCCCCAUAUCUUGCUCGUAUGUUUGGCUCGGGCCAUGGAACAGGCUCUCAGAUCUCCAUGAAGGAAGCGACGUUGAUCAGAGAGCAGUGCAUCAACGACUUCAAGGCGAAACAACUAGCCCGACAGAACUUGGUGCAGGAGAGAUUUGAUAAGUACAAUGCCGAAUACAAAACGAAGAGGCUUUGGUAUUUGGCCAACCAAUUUAUUCUCACGCCAGAAAAAGAGAGCACUUACUUCGCUGCGAGCGCUGAACUAUCCUUCAAAGUGCACGCGUUGGAGGUGAGGCUGACACGCCACCGAGACCUAUCAGGACCUAGAUUCAAGGCCCUGCUGGACUACCUGGACAAACAUCGACUGCUCAAGGAGUAUAAUAAAGCGGCACAUCUUCACCACCGAAAUGAAAGGGACAGGAAAGGAUUCUCGUUCUCAUAG